AUGGACACAUCCCGAGUAUUUAAAGAAGAAUGCUCAAUGCAUAUAAAUGACGUCCAGUUUACGGAUGAAAAAGAUGUUGAUAAGCUCAUUAGUAAGAUUAGUGUGAAUUAUAAGGAAUGCAGCAAAUAUGAUCAAUAUAUUGAUCAAGACGAGGAAGAUGAAGAAGAGGAAGAAAAUGACAACACAAAGGUUCAGUGCCCUCUUCAAAAUUUAAAGGCUAGGAAAAAUAUAAAGUGUGACGUAAAACUAAAAAAAAAUGAAAUUACAAAUUCGAGAAGUAGCACAAUGAAUGAGACAAAAAAAGGACAGAAUAACGGUGUGAUGGACAACCUAAAAGAUUUUAUUUUUAAAAAAAAUAUGAUUAAUGACAAGAAGAUAAAAAAGAUGGGAAAAUUUGAUAACAUCAACAGUAAUGUCAAGAAGAAACGAAUAAUGGAAAGUAGUGAAGAGUCAGACGAAAAUACACAUUCGGUUAAAAAAAUAAUCGAUUAUGUUAAGAAGAAGAAAAAGCAAAGAAAAGGGGUGAAAUAA
Molecule: messenger RNA, 531 nt
Organism: Plasmodium gonderi
Lineage: Eukaryota; Apicomplexa; Aconoidasida; Haemosporida; Plasmodiidae
Exons: 2
Coding region: 1-531 (176 amino acids)
Source: RefSeq, a predicted model, not a curated record